UUAGCUUUCCGCGUUAGCGCUACAGCAGAGGUUAUUGCUUAGUGGGAGCAUUGGGAACGAUUAUGAAGAGAACAUCAACCAGUCCAGUGUGUGCUGCUAAGAGGACAAAGAUCACGGACUUCUUCCACAAGAAAGUUGUUGUUAGAAGUGUAUCCAAUGACACUCCAGUUUUGUCUGUUAAUACAGGUAAGAAGACCAAUUUCAAGGAACAGUUUGCACAGAAGUUGAAUGAUGAGCAGAAAGAACUGUUACAACUUGAGAUCAACACACUCGAAGACUCAUGGUUCGAGGCCCUGCACAAGGAAUUGACCAAACCGUACUUCCUGAACUUGAAGAGAUUCUUGAAGCAGCAGAGAUCAGCCAACAAGAUCUUCCCGCCUAUGGAGGAUGUCUACUCAUGGUCAAGAUUGACUCCAUUGUCAAAGGUUAAGGUCAUAAUACUUGGACAGGACCCAUACCAUAACGAUAACCAAGCCCAUGGUCUGGCGUUCUCAGUCAAACCACCAACAGUUCCCCCACCGAGCUUGAAAAAUAUCUACAAGGCUUUGAAGAUGGACUAUCCACAGUUUGAAGUGCCGUUGAAAAGUGGUGAUUUAACGCUAUGGGCCGAACAAGGUGUUCUACUAUUAAAUGCAUGUCUUACAGUGCGUGCACAUGAGGCCAAUAGCCAUUCAGGUAAAGGCUGGGAGCAGUUCACAGAGGAGGUCUUGAAAGUUGCACUAAAUACAGGCGAGUCAAAAGUUUUGAUGCUAUGGGGAACUCCAGCACAGAAUAGGGUUAAAACGAUGAAUUUGAAGAAUCAUUAUGCAUUGAGAUCUGUGCAUCCAAGUCCUCUUAGUGCUCGACGUGGGUUCUUUGAUGGUCACCAUUUCAAAAAGUGUAACGAUUGGCUAAUAGAGCAGGGAAGAAGUCCAGUACGUUGGGAGCUGAUGAAAGGAAACGUUAUAAACUACAAAAAUCAAUCGUAAAGUAAUAUUUAGUGUGUCAUCUCAAAUCUAUACUUUUCAACAUCCAUGAGUCUUUGUCUCAGUUUGAUAUUUGUAUCUUGUC
Williopsis jadinii is the source of this 1050-nucleotide messenger RNA. It is a transcript of the gene UNG1, whose product is annotated as uracil-DNA glycosylase. The record is from RefSeq and is a predicted model, not a curated record. Gene Ontology annotation, molecular function: uracil DNA N-glycosylase activity. Bases 63 to 968 code for a protein of 301 amino acids. Gene Ontology annotation, biological process: base-excision repair; base-excision repair, AP site formation via deaminated base removal. Lineage: Eukaryota; Fungi; Ascomycota; Saccharomycetes; Phaffomycetales; Wickerhamomycetaceae. The transcript has a single exon. Gene Ontology annotation, cellular component: nucleus; mitochondrion.